AUGAUAAAAAACCCAAAUCCUUUAAAUGUGAAUGAACCAAAAUUAGGAAUGUAGAUCACAUAGCGUAAAAUGCUAGCAGAAGUAGUGAAUAAUAAGACUGUUGAGAAUGCCAAGAUAACAGAUAUUUGUUUUAACAAUUAGAAAUAUAAAACUUAAUUAGCUAGUAUAGAUAUUUCUGGAGUCUUGAAAAUUUGGGAUGUUGCAUAAAAUAGAUUGAUUCAAUAAUUUCAUGCUUCAAAUAUGUGGCUAACAACAGUAGAUGUAGAAAAGUAAGAAGGAAAGAAAGUAGCUUGUGGAACGUUAGAUGGGAAAGUAUUAGUUUAUGAGUAAAUAUUGUAAACUAAAAAAAAGAAUAAAUUAGAGUAAUAAAAAAGGAAAGAGCUUCAGCAAAGACAAGCCUAACAUUGAAUUGUUUGGUCACUCAGGUUCAAUAUAAUGUGUUUAGUUUUUGAGUCCAUAAUAUAUAAUUGUAUAGAAUAUAAUAUUAUAUAGGCAGGAUCAACAGACUCGUUAGUAUCAUUGUGGGAUUUAGAAAACCCUUAGAGAUAUUUAGCUAUCCAUCAAUAACAUACUGGAGAUGUUCUAUCUUUACAUGCCUAUGAAAAUGAUAGCAAUAUUUUUAUAUCUGGUUCUAGUGAUUUAACUUGUAAAAUUUGGGAUAUUAGAGUUAAAAAACCUGUAUAGGCAGAAUAUAAAGGUAUUAAUUUCUAUUUAGAAUAGGUCAUGAAUCAGCAGUAAAUGCAGUGAAAUUUAUUUAAAUGCCCUAACCAACUACAUUCGUUACUGGUAGUGAUGAUGCAUCAAUAAAUUUAUGGGAUUUAAGAAUGAAAGAUCCUAUAGUGUCAUUUUAGGAUAGUUGUUAUUAUGAUUCUAUUUAUUCAAUUGCUAUUUCAUUAAGUGGAAGAUAUGUAUUUGCAGCUAGUGAAAAUUCUACCUUGAAGGUCUUUGAUGUUUUAGGAGAUACCGAUGUCUAUACUAAUUUGGAUGUUGGACUUUAAUAAAAUGAUGGAUUAAUUAAAUCUAUUGAUAUCUCAGCUGAUGGCUAUGCUUUAGGAAUGGCAUUGGGUACUAAAAGCAACCAUAAGGAUUUAUUAGUGAUUAUGUGA
Molecule: messenger RNA, 1106 nt
Organism: Paramecium sonneborni
Lineage: Eukaryota; Ciliophora; Oligohymenophorea; Peniculida; Parameciidae
Source: the annotation of a GenBank genome assembly